Molecule: messenger RNA, 666 nt
Organism: Anopheles bellator
Lineage: Eukaryota; Metazoa; Arthropoda; Insecta; Diptera; Culicidae
Product: mucin-2-like
Exons: 1
Coding region: 1-666 (221 amino acids)
Source: RefSeq, a predicted model, not a curated record
AUGAAGGUUCUGCAGGCUGUACUUUUACUGGUUGCCCUUGUUGGCAGCGGGUUGGCAGGACCCAUUUCGAUGAAUAACAACAACAUUGGCGACAUCGUGAAGGUGGACGUGGAAGCCGAAGUGGACAUUAAAAGCGAAAUCAACGUAGAGCUGGUUAAUGUGAUCGCGGAGCUGUUGCUUGAAAUCCGUGAUAUUCACGUCAACACGUGCAGUUCGUCGUCAUCAUCAUCGUCGUCUGAAGGUACCUCCGAGGAGACUUCGGAGGAAACUUCCGAGGAGACCUCAGAGGAAACUUCGGAGGAGACCUCAGAGGAAACUUCGGAGGAAACAUCGGAGGAAGAGUCUAGAGAGGUUAGUACUAUCGGUACCACCGCAGUAACAACGAUAGAGCCCCCAACCGACACAUCGACUCCCAGCUUGGAGACAACGGUCACUGAUUCGGACACCACAACUACCGAAGACGAGGUGACCGAACCUUCUGAGCCUACUGAAGAUCCCGAACCAUUUCAGAGCCUGGCCCGGUCGCUUGCGCAAUCCAAACCGAAAGGCUACAAUGCGCCCGGUCUGACGCAGAAGCAGAAGGAGAAGCUCUGGCGUCAGCAUGUCGAGAAGCUGGUCGAACGGCACAUUACUGCCCGACAAUCCCGCACCGGCGGUAGGGCGUGA